Chironomus riparius is the source of this 2051-nucleotide messenger RNA. Lineage: Eukaryota; Metazoa; Arthropoda; Insecta; Diptera; Chironomidae. The record is from the annotation of a GenBank genome assembly.
UUCAUUUGAGUGGCAGUGAGAAUUGCGACAGUGGGAACUAGCCAUGAAUCAAUUUAGCAUAAUUCUGUUAAUUUCAUUCGCAAAUAUUUUUCAAUUCUUCAUUGGUUUCAGCGAAUGUCGCCGCAUGAUAUGGCAACAAAGGAUGAACAUUGGUGAUGCAUUAAAUUGGGACGGAGAUGAGCUUCCAUGUUCAACUGACUCAUUACUCUUUCCACAAAAAAGUUAUGACAUCAUUAAGUUGUCUAAUUUCACAAUGAAGGAGUUGAUCCUGCCCAAAAGUGGUGGUUUUGUUUUGGAUUCAAAAAUGUCACUCAAUUUUCGUGAACGGGACACAAAAUGUAAGAAAAAUGAGAUGAGGUCAUUUAAAAGUGUCAUUCAAACGCCAUGGCUGAUGUCCAGUAACUGGCAGACAACAAAUGAGAAUGGAAAUGGAAAAGUCAUGACUGCAGCUAUGCCACACGAUGAACGAAUUCCAUGCGACAAUGAUGAAAUCAUUUUUCCCAUCAAUAAUUCAUAUGUCGUUGAUCUUCAAUCAAUUCCAUUAAUGACAUUCAAGAGCAUUGCCAUUGAUGGACGUUUAAUGACAUUAAAUGAAUUUAAAGACUUUCUAUUCACGACAUACGGUCAGUCAUUAUUUAAAAACAUCGACAAUAUACAAUUCAUUGAGAAUGAAGAUUGCAGUUCCAUCAAAUGUGAGCUAUGUCAUCGCAAAGGUGAUUCACUGCGUCAACAACUUUGUGAGAAUGAAAAGCCAUUCUGUCAACCAAUUCCACAUUGUAGUGAUCCAAUCAAGCCAAUUGGACAUUGUUGUAAUGAAUGUGGUGCACUUUUUCAAAUGAAAUUACCCAACAGUGAAAGGAUAUCGACUGGGAUCAAUAGUUUUAAUCUUGAUGAUGUGAGGGGUGACAUAUACAGAGCUAUCAAUUCAGCACUAUCAACAGGUAUUGUUGAUGAGAACAAGAUCGCUUAUCAUAUCAGUGUCACAACAGAAGAGCAUCAACUGUAUUUACAGCUCAUUAUAGUCGAUCGAUAUGAAUAUGAUGAACACAGCACACGAUUAAUGAAACAUUUGAGGAAAGUGUUGCUUGAUAAGAGGUAUAAAGACCAAUCAAAAUUUUAUUUCAUCUCUGGCUUGCCAUUUACGCCCAACGAGAGUGGUCACGUUCUAUCAUUCAUAUUUGGGACAUUUUUCCUUGUGACUUUGUUUAUGACACUGAUUUAUAUCAUCUAUUAUGAUGACAGACACAUUCCACGCUUGAUGGCAAUGAUAAGAAAUCGUCGCUUUAUGCUUCAUUCUGAUGUAAUUUUUGCCCGCUUUGAUAACACAUCACACGCGAACGAGAUGAUGGCCUCGGCAAUGUCAAAUCAUGACGAUGAUGACGAUGCUCAUGGAAGUAUGGAAGUAGAUUUACAUUUUGGUACGGAUCAAAGUAUCGAAAAUGUCAAUCAAGCCUUCAAUAAUCCCAUGUUUGAUGCUACUUCCAAUAUUCGUGAUAAAUCAAGAGACGAAAGUAUCUCAAAGGAUGUUGAUGAUGGCAGUGGAGAUGGGAAUAAUGACAGAAGUGGUAUUAGAGAGGCAAAACUUUGAGUUAUCAAGAGAGAACAGAAGGAGAUGAGGUGAUAGAAUCAGUUUGAAUUAUCGUGUAAAAGUUUUGUAGCUCAAAAAUGUAGAAAUGAUAAAUUUUUAGGAUUAUUCUUGAAUAAAAUCACAUUUGGGGUCAUUGAUUAGUGACGUCAAUUGAGGGAAUUCAAAAAUAAUUGACUCAAGGGUAAAACAACAUGAUGUAAAAAAGUUUGGUUGAGAAAUUUCAUCAAUUUUGAAAGAAAAUUGAUUAAGAACUGUCAAAUCGCAUUAAAAACUGUUGGAAGUUUCCCUCUAAUUUGUUGUCCCCGUAGAAUGACCCCAACCACAAAAAUCAACAGAAAUAUCUUCAUAAACUGACCAAAAAAGGUCAUAAUGACAAUAAAUGUGAGAAAAUCACGUUCAUAGAUAAAGCCAUUAAGUAAAAGUUAAUUAAAUUCCCUUACCUUUCCCCUUACAUCGCCAAUGA